UUCCCGCAUUUGGUAAUGUACAGUUACCAAAAAAGUUAGAAGAAGAAACCAGAACUUGAAGAACCCAGCUACUAUAGCAGAGUAGGAGAGAGAAAUUAAAGAUGUGCGGAAGAUGCCGCUGUACUAUCCGCCCAGACGACGUCCCAAGAGCUUGCCAUCUUCGCGAUACUUCCGUUCGUCAAGUUGAUGUCGACCGGUACCGGCCUGCAUAUAAUGUCUCACCGGGAUCUUACCUGCCAGUACUUCGUCGUGAAAGUGGUGGAGACGAGGGUUACACUGCAGCCGUACAUUGUAUGAAGUGGGGGCUAAUUCCUAGCUUCACCAAGAAGGAUGAGAAACCUGAUCACUACAAGAUGUUUAAUGCAAGGUCUGAAUCAAUUGGGGAAAAGGCCUCAUUUCGUCGACUAAUUCCUAAAAACCGGUGCCUUGUUGCUGUGGAAGGGUUUUAUGAAUGGAAGAAAGGUCCUAAGAAGCAGCCAUAUUACAUUCAUUUUAAGGAUGGUCGCCCUCUAGUGUUUGCUGCCCUCUAUGAUUCAUGGAAAAAUUCUGAAGGAGAAAUUCUAUAUACAUUUACCAUCGUAACUACUGAUUCAUCAUCAGAUCUUAAGUGGCUGCAUGAUAGGAUGCCUGUUAUUCUGGGAGACGAAGCCUCAACAGAUUUAUGGCUGAAUGGUUCUUCAGAUACCAAGUUCAAUACAGUGCUUAAACCAUAUGAAAAAGCAGAUUUGAUUUGGUAUCCGGUGACCAUGGCAAUGAACAAGGCAUCAUUUGAUGGUCCUGAAUGCAUCAAAGAGAUACCAUUAAAAUCUGAGCAGCAGUCCAACCCUAUCACAAAAUUUUUCUCCAAGAAAGGAACAGAUGAUGAUAAGGAAUCAAAUAAGACAAUUAAGGAGUCUACGAAGAAUGAUGUGCAGAGUGAUGUUAAAGAGGAAGCUGAGGCACAAGCAAAUUUGCAACUGUCAUCCUGUGGAAGGACAGUUACUGAGAUAAAGUCUGAUGUUACCACUCUGACUCCUGAAUCUGACUCCAAGGUUGAGGUGAAACGGGAUUAUGAAAAGUUCCUGGCUGAUUCCAAGCCGAGCACCGGUGAACUUGGUAAGCUACCCCAGACUCCCUUGAAGAAGAGUAAAGUUAAGAGUGGAGCUGAAAAACAGGCCACGCUGCGCUCAUACUUUACUAAAAGCUAGUAGUUCUCUGCUUCUGUAGGUUUGCUUGUUAGUUGUAACUUGUGGCAUAUGUACAUAUUGUACUGGUUGCUUGUAGAGUUGUAGGAGUCCAAGAUCUCAUGCUCGAUGGUUUCAUAUUACAUCUUCACACAUCCACGGAUCCACCCCUUGUUGAAGUUUAAGGAUAUGUCUUGUGUGAGUCGCGUCUCUUUGCUUUUUUGGAACCUUGUUUGAUGGUGGAAUUUUAAUGGAUGAAAGGAAGAGUUUUGUUCUGUUUGUGUUUGGCAA
Messenger RNA from Chenopodium quinoa (quinoa), 1454 nucleotides. Its product is annotated as putative SOS response-associated peptidase YoqW. Gene Ontology annotation, molecular function: single-stranded DNA binding. The record is from RefSeq and is a predicted model, not a curated record. Gene Ontology annotation, biological process: DNA damage response. The coding region runs from base 102 to 1187 and encodes 361 amino acids. NCBI's taxonomy places the organism in Eukaryota, Viridiplantae, Streptophyta, Magnoliopsida, Caryophyllales, Amaranthaceae. The transcript has 8 exons.